This is a messenger RNA of Lycium barbarum (goji berry), 727 nucleotides long. RefSeq lists its product as uncharacterized. The coding region runs from base 89 to 592 and encodes 167 amino acids. Lineage: Eukaryota; Viridiplantae; Streptophyta; Magnoliopsida; Solanales; Solanaceae. The transcript has a single exon. The record is from RefSeq and is a predicted model, not a curated record.
CUAAGGUUUGCUAAAUCAAACAGCCAAAAACACACCAAUAAGAAAUAUUCUCCACUCUCUUUCUUUAACUGUUAAAAAAACAGCAAAAAUGGCAGCUUCUGCUCAGCGAUCAACCGGACCAGUACUCCGUUCACUUUCACCAGCCGGUAGAUUCUACUCAACGACGUCUAGAAAAACGUCAUCGUUUGGAACGUCAGUUUCUGCAUCAUCAUCAAUCCGGUUCCCUCUAGACCGUACUGAAACAACUUCACAAAACCGGUCUUUUUCUGUUACGAACAGACAAAAAACUGAGAAAAAGACGACGUGUAUGUGUUCACCUACGAAUCAUCCAGGUUCGUUUAGGUGUAGUAUGCAUAAGAAAAUGGAUCAUGUUCGAACAAGGAGUAGUAGUACUAGUCAUCAAACUGCGUCGAAUUCGAUUAGAUUGCAUAUGAGGAGAUCAGCGAUGACAAAUUCGUUAGUGAGAAUUGGAACUGUUGAAGGUGAGCUUGUUAAGAGAGCUUUGGCGGCUUUGAUUAGACCGUCAUCUCAUCAACAACGCCGCCGUGCUGAUUUCCAGCGACGACCUAGUCGGCUCUCCCUUAUAUCUUGAGCCCUGUCAUAUUAAAAUUUGGUCUUAGGUCAUUAAUUUUAUUGAGACGCCUUUGAUGAGAUGCGAGUGCAUCCAAGGUUCAAUCCGUUAUAGUGUUCAUAAGAAAAUGGAUGAUCUAUAGAAGUUUCUGUUAAA